AGCUGUAAAAGCACAGCUGCUGUGGUUCAGUCGUUAAGUCAAAUUGUGUGACGAUUGGUGGGUCGUUGCAGCAGCCUGCUGCUUCGAAUCAUUCGAAGUUGUGAAAUCAUUUUCACGGUUUGCGUUGCCAACCCGACGGCGGAGUCGUAGUCGGUGAGCCCGCACUGUAUCAAUAUAUUCUGUAUGACGACCUUCCCAGUGAUACGGUGAUGACUGAUAACUGAAAAUCAUAUGUGCGCGGAUACGAAUACGAAAGUCGUCGAGCCUUAUUUUUCGAUACAAAUCGACAUAGUGGGUUAAGAUAAGUUUAGCCCACCGGGCAGUCGACGACGAAAAUGGCUUUAACCAACGUUCAAAGGAUUCUGUUUCGUGCGCCGCCAUCCACUCGGCACAUCGUAGGCAAGGCUCUGCAAGCAACAUUGGGACCGAAACCGCAAAAACCUGCGCCAUUCCCGUACAAAGAGAAGGACUACACAAUGCUCAACAGUUUGUUCGACAAGACCACUUCACGUUUUGACGAGAACAGCAAGUUGAUUGUUCUUGAAGGACCUGUCGGAAUUGGUAAGACGGCUGUUGGACAUCAGCUUGCCGAUUUAUUGGGUAUGCAUUUUAUGCCGGACAUAACAAUGGAUGCGUAUUACAUAAAUGACUAUGGUUACGACAUGCGAAAACUAGACCCUCAACUGCCGAUCAAUUGUCGUAGUUUCGACGAGAAGAAUUUCCUUGAAAACCCGGAACAUUUUAAUGCUGCUUCAUUUCAAAUAAUCAAAUACAAGUUACGCUAUGCUCAUUACAUUGACGCCAUUGCACACUUGUUAAACACUGGAGAAGGUGUCAUUAUUGAACGCAGUCCAUACAGUGACUUUGCAUUUUUAGAAGCAAUGUAUAAAUGCAAGUAUGUCAGUAAAGCAGCACGUGAAAUGUACUAUAUACUGUACAAGCAUGCUAUGCCAGAUUUGUUGCAUCCUCAUUUGGUUGUCUACUUGGAUGCACCAGUACCAAGAUUAUUAGAUCUUGUAAAAGAAAGAAAACUACCUCAUGAAGUUAAUUCUAAGGCAAUGAAUACUAAGUAUUUAGAAACUAUGGAUAGCGAAUUGAAGUAUAAAUUUUUGAGGGAUAUCAGCAACCGAUCUGAGGUAUUAGUUUAUGAUUGGUCAGAAGGUGGAGAUGCAGAAAUAAUUGUGGAAGAUUUAGAACGCUUAGAUAUCGACAACUAUGAUGAGAAUGACCCUAAGAUACAAGACUGGAGUUAUUCAAGAGAACAAUACUGGGCCGAUGUACGAAUGAAAUAUACCAAUUGUAAAGAAGAUUUAAUGUCUAAUUUUAAUGUCCCUCUUGUCGAUGCUCCAGAACUUCUUAUAUCUGGGGAGGAAGCCGAAGUUUUAACACAUGCUUGGUUCAAAGCCGAAGGAAAUACACACGCAGAAGGUUAUGAUCCGAAAUACCAUAGCUUUACAGAGUUGUUAUUCAAAACCAAGGCUAAGAAAGGCUGGAGUCCAGUAUCGUAAAGGGAAAAUACAUUUAUGAUUUUGUAUAAUUUUAUUCGUAAAUUUUAGCUUAGCUACGACAAAAAUACUCGUCGUCCUGUUCUGUUUAAAUAUAAUUUACAUUGUAAUCGUAUCGCCGAACAUUUAAAUACAAUAUUUAUAUAUUAUUA
This is a messenger RNA of Aphis gossypii (cotton aphid), 1657 nucleotides long. RefSeq names its product NADH dehydrogenase [ubiquinone] 1 alpha subcomplex subunit 10, mitochondrial (gene ND-42). Lineage: Eukaryota; Metazoa; Arthropoda; Insecta; Hemiptera; Aphididae. The record is from RefSeq and is a predicted model, not a curated record. Gene Ontology annotation, cellular component: cytoplasm. The transcript is spliced from 6 exons. Gene Ontology annotation, biological process: mitochondrial electron transport, NADH to ubiquinone. The coding region runs from base 336 to 1508 and encodes 390 amino acids.